UGGUUUUGGAGAAACCACCAUUGAGUUCAGUGGCAGGAAAAGUGUCGACCAUCUCAGUUACGCAUGACUCUUGUACUUGUUUCCGCUGUUUUCGCCCCGGACACCUUGCCCAUGACUGUCAAGCAGCUACCACAAGCAACGGAUCAGGACAAUCUCAUUCCUCUGGGCUUGCAUCAAGUAGUUAAUGCUGAUACUGAACAGUGUUUGGACUCGAUGUUGAAUAAUUUUCAGGACAUGUGUCAAUUAAUGGAGCAACAGGUUUUGGAGCCAGUAUCUUCCGUACAGGUUAAAGGUAGACUUAAGGAGAACAUUGUGUUUUAGAAGGACAAUGGGAUGUCUAAAUGGGUACUAAGCAUUAUAGUUCAGAGGAGUUUUCAGAAUCCUCCUAGUGUUGUUCAGAACCAGGACUUUCUGUGCCAAGAACUUAAGAAACUUGUAGCCUCUGGUGUGGUGGUGGAGGUGAUGCAGGAAAAUGUGUUGGUUGUUAAUCCAUUGGGCAUUGUGUCUCGCUUGACAGGCUCCCUGGUUUCUAUGUCACCUGCCAUGGGUCCAGUUGUACGUCUUUGGACAUGAGCAAUGUACAGAGACAUUUGCCUAGCCCCUUGUUGGGAUCAGCCAAUAUGUUUGUCUUCUGACAGUCGCUCGGAGGUGCUUUUUUGGCAACAGAACUUUGACAACAGCGGGUAUCUGAUCUGGGCACCUAGCCCUAAAGUUGAGGUCUUAACAUGUUCAGAUACUAGCGGUCUAGGUUGGGGAGGCUUUGCCAUUCACAUUAAUGGUAAACCAACUGUGGGAAGCUGGUCAGAGGAAGAGAGUGGCAAGAGCUCUACAUUCCGAGAGUUAAGAGCCAUACAGUAUGUGUUGGAGUUGUACAGUGAAGACCUUUGUGGGAAAGAGGUGUGUCACAGGACUGACAACAGGAACGCAGAGUUCAUAAUCUCUGUUGGUAAUAGAUUACCAGACCUUUGUAAGGAGGCCGUGUCAGUUUGCAAACUUUGUUGUGAGUUAAACAUUCAGCUAUCUGUGGAGUGGGUCAGUAGAAAUGAUAACAGUACUGCUGAUGAGCUUCCAAGAGUGGAGGAUGCUACUGACUACAUUCUGGAUUCCAAGUGCUUUUGUUAUAUUGAUCAGUUAUGGGGAUCUCAUACCGUCAACAGAUUUGCCAGCAUUAAAACUAAACAGCUGGACAGGUAUUGCAUUCAAUACCGCAACCCUGGUUGUGAGGCUAGUAAUGUGUUUACAGUUUCCUGGUCAUCGCAUAACAAUUGGAAUUUUCCACCUCCCCUGCUUAUUCCAAAGGUUCUGAGACACCUCUGCCGGCCUUGAGUAUGGUACACUGCUCCAGAGUGGCCUUCUGCAGUGUGGUGGCCUCUCCUUGUUGACAGGUCUGGACCUUAGAAAGGCUUUGUGAAGGACUGUUUGCGGAUUGAAUCUCACGAGGGAAUCUUCCUCUCAGGGUCUGCAGCCAGCAGUAUUUUCACUUCUGGAAUUCCAUCAUUUGCUGUUUAAGCCUUUAGGAUUUGUUUUGUGAUAUGGUGGGAAGCACCUGAUGUGCUGUUGUGGCAUUGCUCUGCCAAGGGAGUGUACCCCUAUGCUGGUCAAGUAUGGGGUAUACAUUUGUAGUGACGAAGUAUGUUGUUAGGGAAUGUCACUGAUGCUGUUAUGGCAUGUUAGGCUUUUCUAGUGACAGAAGCUGUUAGGGCAUGUCUCUAUGUCGUUACGGCUAUCUUCUCUGCAGUUAGGGCUAGGCUAAUGCUGCGGUGGCAUUUUCUGUGUUGUUGUUGUUAGGGCAUGUUACAUAUCAUUAUUAGUAUGUGAUAUCUGUACAUGCUGUUCGCAGAUGUUUUUGUGCCAAGCAUCUUGCUGUUUAUUUGUGGAAUUGUGAUUGAUGAUGUUUGGGCAGCAUGCCUCGUAACUUACUUAGCAUUCCUUGAGUUGGGCCUCUGUGAAACAACUAGCUGUCGGCUUACAAUUAUGUUUUGUUCCUUACACUGUCAUGUUAUGUGAUUUCAGUGCCCAGUGGCAACACUGGCAAGUUGGACCUGUCAUUUUGGUACCUGUGGAUGGACUGCAACAUCCACUGCUGCAUCAGCUGGCCAAGGGGUUGCCCUCAGUUCGGCUUCAAGAUAAAGCUCCAAAGACAGUCAACAGUUAUCUCCAUGAGUUUGGGGCGUAGAAGUGUUGGGCAGAGCAGUGCCGUGUGUCAGCUCUAUCAGUGGAGCCAGUGGUAUUCUCCCUGUAUCCAGUUAAGUUGAUGCACGAGAACAAGUCAGUUUCUAUCAUUGACUCUGCUUUGUAUGGAGUGAGCUGGGUACAGAAGAAGGUA
Orbicella faveolata is the source of this 2326-nucleotide messenger RNA. RefSeq lists its product as uncharacterized. Lineage: Eukaryota; Metazoa; Cnidaria; Anthozoa; Scleractinia; Merulinidae. The record is from RefSeq and is a predicted model, not a curated record.